This is a messenger RNA of Plutella xylostella (diamondback moth), 5230 nucleotides long. RefSeq names its product inhibitor of Bruton tyrosine kinase. Lineage: Eukaryota; Metazoa; Arthropoda; Insecta; Lepidoptera; Plutellidae. Gene Ontology annotation, molecular function: protein binding. The record is from RefSeq and is a predicted model, not a curated record.
AGAAAAACGUUAGCCCAUCUUGUCGAUUUACCAUUGUAGACGAACCAUGUUGAACUGCCAGUUGUCAUUUCAUUUGUCUGCCAGUGUCAGCUGAGCUGUCAUCUGAAAAAUAUUUUCAGUGGCAGUGGCUGAAUUUUCUCAGUUUUAAACAGAUUUUUCCGAAAAUAAAUGCAAUUCUCGUUAUUUACGUGAUAUUAUUGGAAUCAAAUAAAUACAUAUGAAACUAGAUUUUUUCUCUCGAUUAUAAAUUAUGUCGAAAUUGUGCUUCAACUUUUCUAAACUAGCAAGACAAAUUGUUUUCGUGUAAAGAUUGCCACUCCAAACAUUAUGUCCUGCUGAAGAAGUACCGUAGCCCCUUUCCGGGGGCUACCGCGGAGCUCUGCUCUAACUUGCUGUACCUGCACAAUACAACAUUAUAUCUAUUUGACAAAGAGCUUAUUUACCUUCAUAACUAUCUAGUUUUAUUAUUAUAAUCGUAAGACAAGGGUGUGACCCGAUAUUUUAUAAGAUAGGAUAAUUUAGUUUUAAACAUGAGUAAGGGAGGACACUUGGAGGUGGACUGCACGCGGCGGUGCAAGUCCCGCAGCCACGGCCGGGCCCUCACCAGCGCCAUCACCAAGAGAUCUGUCGCUGACGAGGCCCUCGCCAGCUUCAUCAAGGGGACAUGUGCCAAUUUCCCCCAGGCCUUUGAUUUUGAGGGCCGUACAGCCUUCCACAUGGCAGCGUCACGUGGAAGGUGCAAGCUGAUGGAGUGGCUCGCCCGUCACUCCUCGGAAGCUUUCAUCAAUGCGCGGGACAGAGAGUCCGGCUACACACCCCUGCACCGCAGCAUAUUCUACGGGCAGAUUCAUUCUGCAGUUGCUUUGAUGAAGAUUGGAGUAAACACAGACAUAGUGGACAAAGACGACUACAAAGCGCUGGAGCACGCGAUGUUGGACCGUCACUACAUGUACAAAGAGUCCAAUUCGCCGUGCGACGCGUACGUGUGGGGCAGCAACUGUAACUACACUCUCGGCACUCACUCGCAGCAGAAGCUCCCGGACUUGCUGACUUGCUUCAGCCGCACUAAUACGGACGUUAAACAGGUGUGCCUCGGCAAGUUCCACUCUCUCUACCUCUGUUCCACCCCGGAGCCGGGGUCAGUCUACGCGUGCGGACAGCUGGCCCGCGCGGGGGCGUCCCACGCCACGAGCCUGCGCCCCGUGCUGCUGCGGCUGACUGAGCCGUGUGUGCAAGUAGCUGUGACUGUUGAUACCAGUGUGUUUCUCAUGCAGAGCGGAGUGGUGCUCCAAUACACGCAAAACAACUCAAUCAGCAGCCAAUCGACGAGCAAAACUCCCUCUACACUCAAGCUGCCCUCAAUAAAACCCAUUCUAAAACUCUCCAACCCUCUCGGGGUUUGUGCGUCGCGCGUUCACGCGGUCGUGUGGAACGCGCACGCGGUCUACACGUGGGGCACCAAUGUGGGCCAGCUGGGGCAUUCGGAGGGCGAGGGCUAUGUUGAGGCGCCUAAAAGGGUGGCGAUAUCAGUGAACAGCAAAGAGCAUGUCCGCAUAGAGCUGGCGCACGCGGGCGACGCCGCCUCGCUCGUGGCCACCAGCCGCGGCGACGUGUACCUGCUGCACCGACACAAGGCCAAGAAGAUCGCCAUCAAACAGAUCAACCUGCGCCAAGUGUGUGUGGAUGCCAAAGUGAGCGAAACCGGUGUUUACUCGCGGGUGACCGUGCUGCUGCUGACUAAUGUGGGACAGCUGCAUAUAUGGCAGGACCAGAGCAAUAGACUCACCAGAUGCGUGUUCGGGCUGAACCACCAAAUCUUCAUAACGCACGUGACACUCACCCACGACGCGAUGUAUUUCACCACAAAAUACGGCGAAGCUUUCAUCGGAUAUGUUUCACGAAAAAACACACCUUCAGUCGAACCAACCCCUACGAAGCGAGACAAGGAUAGAGAUAGUCAGAAGUCUGCACUAGUGAAGUUUCUAGAGAAGGACGACUGCACGUCUGUGAGGUUGACUCGUGUGCCGAAUGUGCAUAGGGCUGUGUCUAUUUCUGUCGACACGGAGGGGCUGAAUUUCGCGUGUUUACAGACUAAACCCACAUGUGGCCUGUCCGUAUCGUCGAUACCCGACCUGUCUCCUACGUGCAUGGCCAAGCACAUGGAGACAUUGAUGGAAACCACAGCUGAAGAUGACAUCUUACAUGAUGUAGUUUUUAGGAUCGGCACAAAACUGUACCCAGCGCACAUGUUCAUAGUAGCAUCAAGCAGCGAGCAUCUCUACAAACUGUUCCAAGACCAGAAACUACAGAACCCUUCUGAAAAACCGACCAUAACCCUCGAGAACGUCCUACCUGAGGUGUUUGAUAGAAUAUUAAGGUUUGUCUACACUGGGUCGUGUGACGUCGUGGAAACUGGGCCCUGUGGGCUGAAGAUACGGAGGGAGGAUAUAGUCAAAGAUGUGAAGAAGGAUGAUGAUGCGGUGGAGAAUGAGUUGGAUUUUAUUGAAAACCCCUCCGAAAUAUCAGCAUUCGAAGUGUACAACUCCCAAAGCGACAAGUCUACCUCCAAGAAGUCAGCCCGUCGCCGCCACACGGAAACGCCGCCGCGGUCACUCUAUUGUGAUCCAGUGAAGUUGGUGCAGGCUGGGGCCAAGAGGAUGGGCGUUUUGACGCUGCAUAAGAUGCUUGACAAGUUCUUCUACCGAGACGGCGCAAUACACCGUAAAGACACCACAACCACUCCCAAGAACCCCGUCCCGCUCUGGGACCGCGCCACGUUCCCCGAGCUCGUCGACACUCACGUACGGUCUAAAGAUGGCGUCUUGGUGUCCGCACAUAAGUGUGUGUUGGCGGCCCGGCUCGAGUACUUUCACGGGAUGUUUAUGCAUUCUUGGACUGAGAGUAAACAACUAUCAACAGUCACACUGCCGGUGAACCACGGGAUUCUACUACCCAUCAUCAACUUCUUAUACACCGACAGAUGCCCAGAAGUAGAGUCCUCUGAGAGUUUAGACUACAUCUGCAGCGUUUUAAUAGUCGCCGACCAACUGUUUAUAUCACGGCUUAGAGAAAUGUGCGAGAGUGCUCUAGCCAACAUGAUUACACUAAAGAAUUGUGCGGAACUUUGCCAAUUCGCUCACACGUACAACGCUACGCAGCUAAAACAGUAUUGCAUGGAGUUUAUAUCGCUAAACAUAGGUAGCAUCCUCGAAAACAGAAACUUGGAAGUCCUAGACGAUACACUUCUGGAGGAUAUCUCGAAAUACUACUGCAAGUUUAACCCUAUAAUGUCAUCGAGAGUGAUCACACCAUUUUACAACGCGCCGAGCGAUGAUACAAUCGAUGAAUGCGCUAAAUCUUGUCCCGUGGACAUGGGUUAUACGGACUUGGAAUACAAAAGAGAAGAUUCGUUAGAGGUUAAAAAGAAGAGAUCUUCCAAAAAGAUUGAGUACACUGAAAGCGAAAAGGCGCGUAAAAGAUACGAGACUGUGAGCUCGGUGACAUCUCUAGACCUUUCGCAUGACACCUCCGGCGAUAUAACGCUGUCUUUGAGCAAAAUGGCGGUCAAGGAAACAGAAAAGGGUGGUGGGGAUAAGAAAAAUAACUGGAUUGAGAUACCCACGUCCCAACAGAAGCAGCAAAAAGUAGUGCAGGCUCGCCUCAAGGCUAUCGUUAAUGCUAAGGACAUUUUGAACGAAACACCAAACGAAUCGUUUGUAACUCUGAGCAAGAAUAGUUCAUUUACAGCUAUUAGCUCAAGUCCUCUAGAGAAUACGCCCCCUUCUGCCUCCCGCAUGUCUGUUUCACCGAAAGACUCGCCAUUCGCCGAUCUAGCCCGCAGUCCGCAAGGCAAUUUAGUCAUAAGUCACGUUGGACCGAAGCUCUCUCAGAAACAAAGGAAGAAGCUAGCCUUGCAGGGCGGUGAACCCACUCAGAACCUUAACGACUACCUCAAUAAAGUAGAAACUACUCCAACAAAGCCGGCGAACCCGUGGAAAGUUGUCGAAAUGCCGACUACUAGCGCCACUCCCAGUAGACCAGUUAAGCCGGUUGGUUUCACACAGAUAUUAUCUGAUCAGAAGAAACAGAAAGAUGACUUCUCCAGGAUUAUGACUAAGCCGUUGAAUAUGACUCAGCUGGAAGACAAAGCCAUAGAAGACCUGGAAAAGUUCUACAACAUCCACCAAGUGGACGACGAGCUGAUAUCAGUCCGUCGCAUCGAGCUCCAAGUGUCCUCCCCUCAGUGGCCUCUCGUGCCUAAGUGAUAUGUUAUGUGCUAUUUUUUUAGUAACUGUACAAAUCAUUGACAUAAUAUUACUUUGAAAUCUUUGGUACAAAUACAAAAAAUUAUGUAUGAAUAUUGUAUGAAUAAUAAUAUGUUAUGUAUACUUGCCACCCGCUCAGCAUGACACCUAAAUAAACGUAGCCUGUGAUUUCAUUUGGGCUUGAUGAGAAUUCUUCUUCCUCAUAAUGUCGAUGUUCGGCGCUACGGCUUUUCUAUAAACGAAAGUAAAUAAUUCUUCCUCCUCUGUGAUAACGCCGCAGCUAUGAUCUACUCGCGGUCUUUGAUUUGAAGACUCCCUAUUUCUUAUUCCGACUGGUUACUUUCACUCAAUAUUAUUUCCUCUUUCGCAUUGGCUCUUUGAAAUACAGCCCGAUUGAUUUUCACCCGCAUUCUCUAAUUUGGCCCCUCUUCUGCAUCCUUCAACCCUAGUCCCUUCGCCAAGUGGAAGUAACAGGCGGUAAACGGAAUUGGAUCUGUUACCUAUGUUAUAAUGUUUAUUAUGAGCGAUGUCCAUGUCGAGCAGGCUAGUGGCAAGAUGAGUUGUGUCUAAAUAGGACCUCUCCCUAACAUAAUUUUGCUGAGGUUUUUGUUUGAUUGAUGUUUUUGGACUACGUCUUUUACCAUUUGAAUGAAGGUGGUUGAAGUUGUACUUGUGUACAUUGUUUAUAAGAUUGAUAAAUGAUAAGAAGCAUCUCUCACAAAACAUAGGAUGUUAGUGACUGAUGAUUUUGUGGUAUGUACUCUAUCUAUACAUAAUUUGGUACCAAAUUUUAUGAAAUAAUAAUUGUGUUUUUUAUUUUAUGUAACUUGAUCCACCAUGUUUAUUGAGAUAACUUGAACACCAUGAUGAAUUGAUGAUGGAAUUAAAUUAUACAUAGGUAAAUAUAAUAUGCUCUGUUUGGCAUACUUACCCCAAUUUAGGCAUAAUAAAAGUUUUUCUAAUCA